AUGGCUCCAGAAAUUCCUGGCUAUUAUUUUGACCCAGCUAAAAAUCGUUAUUUUAAAAUAGGAUCCUCUGUUGAUCCUGUUUCUGCCACUGUUCCAGUUUCCUCAACUUCUAAACGUUCUGGUAUUAUAUCCCGAUCUUCCGGUGGCGAAAAUGAAAAUCAUUCUUCUAGGAAAAAAUCCAAGCUCAGGGUCCAAAUGCAUCCGGAAAAAUAUUCCGAAGAUCUAACGCCUUUACCCGAUAAGGCAUCUUUUACUACGAACGAUGUGUUCACUAGGUUAAACACAUUGAAAUUGUCUAUAGUUUUGGAAACUCAAGAUUUGUUGCAGAGUAAGAACAAUCUUCAUUGUGAUGGAUUGUUUGAUAUUCCCCAGUAUGUGAUUCCUUGGGAUGUGGAGGAACCUUUAAGCUUUGUGCAUUGCAAUGCUGGUAUCUUUUAUCUGAUAAAUAUAACCUCAAAUAAUAACUCCGAAGAUGAAGAAAGCCAAGAUAUUUCAAAUAAUCAUAAUGUAUAUAAACUUGUAGGUCCUGGUGAAGAACGAUAUGCUCUUUGGUUUUAUCAUUUUAAAGAUAAUUCAAGACAACAUGUAAUCAAUCUUCCGAAAAUAGGUAAUCUACCGGCAUUAGAGACUUUAUCAUGUUUUGAAGAAGGCUCUCUAAUUAAAAUUCAACUUACUAAAGGGUAUUUGUUUUUUUACUUUAAGACCACUUUUCAAAAAUCUUCCAUUGACUUAUCGAAUAGUUAUUGUUGUUAUGUUGAUUCGCUUAAUAUCCUUGACUCAGUACUUGUUUCUAAUAAUCUUUUAUUAGUUAUCACCAAUAACAAGCUUAAAAUUUAUAAAUUGAUUACAAUUUAUUCUUCUAGUAACAAUAAUAGCAUGAAAACUCAUUUAAUUGACGGGAUGUAUGUUGAUCCUAAUUAUAAAGAUUUUAGAUGUCCAAUUAUAACUUUUAACUCCAAAACUGAUUUGGCGAUGAGUUCUGAUUUGGUAUCAAUAACUUUAGAUCAAUCAUAUGUUCAAUUUCAACAACAAUUUAAUAAGUCAAAUUUACAAGAUUCAACAUCAAAUUCUUUAUCUUCGUUAAGAGUAUUUUUAGGUUUUAGAAAUGGUAUUAUCAUUAAAAUAGUAUUAGAAUUAUCACAUUUAAAAGCAGAGAAAAGGAAUCGUGGGCUUCAAAUAAUUAAAAAAUCAAAAGUACCUGGUAUUAAAUCAAUUAUUUCAUUAGAACAAUCCGUUAGAAAUCAUGAUUAUUUAUUAAUAUGUGGUAUUGAUGAGUAUACACAAGAAGUUGUUUAUUUCCACCAUAAAUUUUCUUAUGAAAAUUCCAUAUAUGACCCAAAAGAUUUUUAUAAGACAAGAUACCACAGUUUAGAAUCAAAAUAUAAUAGAAAAUUUAAAAAUUCAAGAUAUGGUAAGUUAGUAUUAAUUGGUUCUAUUAAUAACAGAAAUAAUCACUCCAAAGGUUUUGAUAUAUUUUCUACUACAAAAUUCAAUAAAAAUUUACCUCUAAUGGAUUCCAAAGAAGCUAUUAAUGUGAUUAAGGAAAAAUAUAAACUUGAUUCUAACAGACAAGAAGCAUUAGAUUCUUCGGAUACAAUUAGUCUAGUUUCAUUUUUUAUUCUGGAAAACUUGAGCUAUCAAUCAUGGGAUACUCAAGAUGUAACAGAAGAAAAAAUUGUUAUACUUUUCCAAAUGAAUUCUAAAUUCUAUUCGAAUGAUAAUAUUAUAGUGAGAAAAACUUUUCAUGUUGCAAUUAUUGCGAUUCCAGUACUUCUGCCAUCUAAUACUAACUAUUAUUUAGGAUGA
This is a messenger RNA of Henningerozyma blattae CBS 6284, 1806 nucleotides long. RefSeq lists its product as uncharacterized. NCBI's taxonomy places the organism in Eukaryota, Fungi, Ascomycota, Saccharomycetes, Saccharomycetales, Saccharomycetaceae. The coding region runs from base 1 to 1806 and encodes 601 amino acids. The record is from RefSeq and is a predicted model, not a curated record. The transcript has a single exon.